Molecule: messenger RNA, 3861 nt
Organism: Coregonus clupeaformis (lake whitefish)
Lineage: Eukaryota; Metazoa; Chordata; Actinopteri; Salmoniformes; Salmonidae
Product: cadherin-12-like
Exons: 12
Coding region: 619-3057 (812 amino acids)
Biological process (GO): multicellular organism development; adherens junction organization; cell morphogenesis
Cellular component (GO): adherens junction; catenin complex; plasma membrane
Molecular function (GO): calcium ion binding; cadherin binding
Source: RefSeq, a predicted model, not a curated record
UCUCUCCCACUCGCUGUUUCACACACUCACACAAGCUUGCUCUCUUUCACACUGCUCUGCAACGCUCUCUCUCUCUCUCUCUCUCUCGCUCUCUCUCUCUCUCUCUCUCUCUCUCUCUCUCUCUCUCUCUCUCUCUCUCGCUCUCUCACUCGUCAUUUUAAAACCACAGGGAGACUCCUACAUUCUCUCUCUCUCCCUGUUUUGUACCUCUAGUGGCACACGCUCUGGCAUCAACUCUGGUGUGGGCAAUAGGCUUUGCACAGAAAAGGAUAAUGAAAGAAAGACACCAAAGAGAGAGGUAGACAUAAAUGAGAAAAGAGGGAAUUAAAGAGAGGAGGCAAAAAGGAGAAGAGAGAAGAAGCUUGUCUUGUAUUCUACACAGGGAAAAUAAGCUUGGAGGAUAGUUUGACUGCUUGGAUUAAGCUUGCAAAUCAAGGUGAUGAGCUCCAUUAAUCGUUGAGUGUGACAGGCAAACUAACCAGGCCAGAGGCUCCUCAUCUUGGCUACAUCCAGUCCACUCUCCCCUACACGGAUUCAUCUCUCUGGUUCUUACAGUUGUUGAUCUGGCUUUCCUUCUGUGGGACUUUACCUUGGAGACCUCAACCUCACAGACCGCCAAUGCUUACAAGGAACUGCCUGCUGCUGUUCCUUUGGUUUGUCUUCGACAAAGGUUCCCUGUCUUUAGUACGCCCGCCAGGCCCACCACUGAGCAGGAGCAGACUGGGAAAGGAGAAUCCAAGGAGCCUGGCGGGCUCGAUGAGGAAUGGGGCAUCUGGGUUUCAGAGAGUCAAGAGGGGCUGGGUGUGGAACCAGUUCUUUGUGCUGGAGGAGUACAUGGGGUCAGACCCACAGUAUGUUGGCAAGCUGCACACUGAUCUGGAUAAGGGUGAGAGCGAGGUGAAGUACACUCUCAUGGGAGAAGGGGCCGGCUCCAUUUUCACCAUCGACGCAACUACCGGGGACAUCCAUGCCUUAAGAAGCCUUGACAGGGAGGUGAAGCCUUACUACACCCUCCGUGCUCAGGCUGUCGAUAUCGACACCAACAGGCCCCUGGAGCCCGAAUCAGAGUUUGUAAUCAAGGUCCAGGACAUCAACGACAAUGAGCCAAAGUUUCUAGAAGGGCCAUACACAGCCAGUGUCCCUGAGAUGUCACCUGUAGGGACUUAUGUGAUGCAGGUGACAGCCACAGAUGCAGAUGACCCUACCUAUGGUAACAGUGCCAGAGUCGUCUACAGCAUCCUCCAUGGCCAGCCAUACUUCUCUGUGGAUCCCAAGACAGGUAUAAUAAGGACGGCCUUGCCGAACAUGGACCGCGAGGUGAAGGAGCAGUACCAGGUGCUUAUACAGGCCAAGGAUAUGGGAGGUCAGCUGGGAGGUCUGGCCGGGACCACCACCAUCAACAUCACCCUCAGCGACGUCAACGACAACCCACCAAGGUUCUCCAAAAGUUUCUUUCACCUGAGAGUCCCUGAGUCCUCUGCAGUGGGUUCUGCUGUGGGAAGGAUCAAAGCUCAUGACUUGGACAUCGGGAAGAACGCAGAAGUAGAGUACAAAAUCGUACCGGGGGACGGUGGCAACAUGUUUGACAUCAUCACCAAUGAAUACAAUCAGGAAGGAAUCAUCAUUCUCAAAAGGCCACUGGACUACGAAACAAAGAAGGCCUACACCUUCAAGGUAGAUGCAUCCAACGCCCACCUGGACCCACGGUUCCACAGCUUAGGGGCCUUUAAAGACACGGCCACAGUGAAGAUUAACAUCCUGGAUGUAGAUGAGCCUCCAGUGUUCACUAAGCCCUCCUAUGAGAUGGAUGUAUACGAGGACUCACCUGUAGGCGACAUCAUCGGAGCAGUCACCGCCCAGGAUCUGGAUGCUAGCAACAGCCCUGUCAGGUAUUCCAUCGACUGGAAGAGUGACCUGGACAGCUACUUUGAUAUUGAUCCAGUGGAGGGAACGAUUUCCACAAAUGAACUCCUGGACAGAGAGAGUAUCGCCCAGCACAAUAUCACCAUUGUGGCCACCAAACUUAAUAGCCCAGUGCUGACCAGUAGAGUGGCUGUCACCAUUCAUGUACUGGAUGUCAAUGAAUUUCCCCCUGAACUAGCCAUCCCUUACGAGAGCUUUGUGUGUGAAAAUGCCAAAGCAGGCCAGGUAAUUCAAACCUUCAGUGCAAAGGACCAGGAUCUGCCACAAAAUGGUCAUAAGUUUUCCUUCAAACCGUCAGAGAGGGACGUCAACAACAAGAACUUCACUAUCCGCGACUUUGGAAAUAACACAGCGGGGAUAAUGACUCUGCAGAGCGGUUUUCGACGGCGUUCCCAGAAGAUCUACUUCCUGCCCGUUGUAAUCCAGGACAGCGGCUACCCCGUCCAAAGCAGCACAGGCAUCCUGACCAUCCGUGUGUGUGGCUGCGAGUCAGACGGAUCACUCCUCACCUGCAGCGCAGAGGCCAUCUUCCUCCCGGUGGGGCUGAGUACAGGGGCUCUGAUAGCCAUCCUCCUGUGCAUUGUCAUUUUACUGGUGAUCGUGGUCCUCUACGUUGGUCUGAGACGACAGAAGGAGAAGGAGACCCUGAUGACGUCCAAGGAGGACAUCCGUGACAAUGUGAUCCACUACGACGACGAGGGCGGGGGCGAAGAGGACACCCACGCUUUCGACAUGGGAACCCUCUGCAACCCCAAAGUCAUCAAGGAGAAACUCCUGAAAGAGAACCGGGACCUUUUCCGACGGGAUGUCAAACCCGAGCCCAAAACCGGCAAAAACCGACCACCUGUUUCCCAUGACAGUGCAGAUAUCUGUGACUUCAUCAAUCAGCGACUGAAAGAAAAUGAUGUGGACAACUCAGCCCCACCCUAUGACUCUUUAGCUACCUAUGCCUAUGAAGGGGAGGGCUCUGUAGCUGAGUCACUCAGCUCCAUCGAUUCUCUGGUUGUAGAUACCGAUGAGGACUAUGAUUACCUUAACGAUUGGGGUCCUCGAUUUAAGACUCUGGCAGGAAUAUUUGGAGAGCAGUCGGACACUCAGUCAGACACAACGUCAACAACAGAAAACAGACAUUGAUUAUGUUAUUCAUAGAAUCCAAAAGUGGACAUAAAAUUGCAUUAUUUUAGUUUUCUUAGCAAAACUUUGUUUUUGUAUUUUUUAGGGUUUUCUAUUUUAGCAAAUUAAUUUGUUUGUUUGUCAGUUUUUUUGGUGUUUUUUUCUUAUCCUCAAUCACAAGGUGUAUAAAAGGAGGAUAGAUAGCUAGAUGAAAAAGACAGCCUUCCAAUUACUUUUAUAUUGAAUGUUGUUUUAUGUCUUAUUUAUUCUACAUCGUUUUCUCACUGCUAGGGGGAAUAAAGACAGAAACACAGAAAAUGCAAGCAUUUUCUUCUUUGAUAUCCUUAAAAGUGCCUCAAUAUAUUUGUUUCUUAUUUUUUAUUCUCUCUCUCGCUCUCUCGCUCUCGCUCUCUCUCUCUCUCUCUCUCUCGCUUCUCUCUCUCUCUCAAGCUGGUCAUGCAAGCAUAGGCUGACUGGCAGACAGAGGCAUGUGGGUUUGAGACUACUCUCAGUUGGACAAGUUAUGGGACAAUUAUGUGGCCCAAGUUUGGCCAAAUAUAUUUUGAAUGUUAUUUAUUAUUAUUAAUUAUAUUAUUAUUGUUAUUUAUUUAUUGGCUGGGUGUUUUCUUGGGGGGGGGGGGGUUCCUUCAUUAACGUAUUUAUCUAUUUAUCUCUUAAUCAUACCAUCUUCUUUUUUUUUAAGACGAUAAAUGGAAGUUUCAGUCAGGUGGGUCAGGUGUAUAGACUUGUACUUGUUGUAAAAAUGUAUUUAGGGCUAACCGAGAUCAUGCAGUUCAGUCAAUGUAAUAAACACUGUUUUCUUAA